AUGGGGAUGGGGACGAGGAUGGGGAUGGGGAUGGGGAUGGGGAUGGGGAUGUUGACGGGGACGGGGAUGGGGAUGGGGACGGGGCUGGGGAUGGGGAUGGGUAUGCUGACGCGGAAGACAAUGAGGGAAGAGGACGGGAGAGGGGAUGCGACAGAGGAUGGGAAUGGGGAUGAGAAUUGGAAUGGGGAUGGGAAUGGGAAUGGGGAUGGGAAUGGGAAUGGGGAUGGGGAUGGAAAUGGGGAUGGGAAUGGGGAUGGGAAUGGGGAUGGGAAUGGGGAUGGUAAUGGGGAAGGAAAUGGGGAUGGGAAUGGGGGACACUUGGAUAAUACCAUGGCAUUCGCACAGUGGAGUAUGGGGAGAGCCGCGGCAAGUACACCAAAACGGCUUCCGGGGGUGUGA
This is a messenger RNA of Closterium sp. NIES-65, 399 nucleotides long. NCBI's taxonomy places the organism in Eukaryota, Viridiplantae, Streptophyta, Zygnematophyceae, Desmidiales, Closteriaceae. The record is from the annotation of a GenBank genome assembly.